Molecule: messenger RNA, 4126 nt
Organism: Larimichthys crocea (large yellow croaker)
Lineage: Eukaryota; Metazoa; Chordata; Actinopteri; Sciaenidae
Product: inactive dipeptidyl peptidase 10-like
Exons: 26
Coding region: 412-2799 (795 amino acids)
Biological process (GO): proteolysis; regulation of potassium ion transmembrane transport
Cellular component (GO): plasma membrane; voltage-gated potassium channel complex
Molecular function (GO): potassium channel regulator activity; serine-type peptidase activity
Source: RefSeq, a predicted model, not a curated record
GGAAAAAUCAAACAAAGGUUCAUUUCUGUGCCAUCAACCCUAAUCAUGUAUAUAACUUCAUGUUUUUGGAGCCUGAUUGUUCAUAGUCUGUUAUCCUGUCUCGGUUAGUGAGGGCUAACUGUUCCGUUACUGUCAGAUGAAUGAACAAGCCCGCUUGCACCCACAGUUGGCGCACCAGCCGAGCAGGUCUUUACGCACAAGGCAUCAUUGGCUGAGAACCCAUGCGUGUCACAGAGAAGAACAACGAACCAGUUAAUAGCAUUAAACGAAGCAGUAAACUAGUUUCAGUGGCUCCCUUGCGUCGGCCGGCGGUGUGUGUGUGAUCACUCCCAGCAGCAGGUUAUCGAUCCACGGACUGAUUGGAUUUUUCCUCUCCGGUGCUGGUGCUGGUGCUCUCCACGGUGCUGAAACAUGAACCAAAGCGCGGGAGCAGCGCAGCACAGUCGGCGGUAUUCAACAGACGGGAAGGAUAUUGGACCUAUUGGACAGGAUAAAAACUGGAAGGGCAUUGGCAUUUCCCUGCUGGUUAUUGUGUUGGUGCUCUCACUAAUUGGACUUUCCAUUGUUCUGCUGUCAAAAGAUGAUCUUGAUAAAAACACUGGUUCACAGUUGACACUGGAUGACCUCUUUCAAAGAAACUUUCAAAUACAUGAGCCUGAUGCAAAGUGGAUCAGUGAUGAAGAAGUCAUCUUUCGGAGCUGGGAUGGAGACAUUUUGAAAGUCAGCACAGACAGCAACGAGACAGAUCUCCUGCUGAAAAACACAACGUUUGCAACUUUUAAGGCCUCAAAGUUCGCUGUUUCUCCAGAUCUUAACUUUGUCCUCCUGGGAUAUGAUGUCAAGCAGGUCUACCAGCAUUCUUUCUUGGCAUCGUACCUCAUUUACAACCUGUAUACAAGAGAGGUGCGCGAGCUGAAUCCUCCAGAGGUGUCAGAUUCAGUCCUCCAAUUUGCCUCAUGGGGCGUUCAUGGUCAGCAGCUGCUAUAUAUAUUUGAAAACAAUAUUUACUACCAAACGGAUGUUCAGAGCAGCUCAUGGAGACUCACCUCUUCUGGACAGGAGGGGAUCAUCUUCAAUGGCAUCACAGACUGGCUGUAUGAGGAGGAAGUGUUGCACACACAGGUGUCCCACUGGUGGUCACCUGACGGCUCCAGACUGGCCUAUCUCACCAUCAACAACUCCCUAGUUCCUAACAUGCUCCUGCCCUGCUUCACAGGCUCGCUAUACCCCAGGGGGAAGGAGUACCCUUAUCCAAAGAUGGGUCAAAUCAAUCCCACUGCCAGACUCUAUGUUGUCACUGUAGAUGGCAGCUCCCUCACAACAGAACUGAGACCUCCAGACAGUUUUGAAAAGAGUGAGUACUAUGUCACCAUGGUGAAAUGGGUGACACGGGAGAUGCUGAGUAUACGAUGGAUGAAUCGAGCUCAGAAUAUGUCAAUUCUUUCAUUGUGUGAUGUCACAACAAGUGACUGCACAAAGAAACACGUGAUGACAUCAGAGAAGUGGCUUGAUCGUCAGAAUGAAGAGCCGGUAUUUUCCAAGGACUGCUCGACAUUCUUCAUCACUAUGCCGUUGAAACAGGGUGGCCAUGGGACAUUCAACCAUAUCACCAUGAUCUCCAAUCAAUCUGAGGGUCAAGAGGUCAACGUCCGCCACCUGACCUCAGGAAGCUGGGAAGUCUCUCAAAUUCUCGCCUAUGAUGAGAGAACAAACUCAGUUUAUUUCUUAAGUACAGAAGAAGGCUCAACACAACGGCAGUUGUACAGAGUCUCCACCGUGGAUCCUUUUCAUAAAGAAUGCCUCACUUGCUCCCUCUUCAAAUUAAAGUGCACUUACUACGACACGAUCCUCAGCCCAGACUAUCAACAUGUUCUUCUCAAUUGCAAAGGACCUGGAAUACCCCAAACUACUCUUCACACACUAAAUACUAUGAACAAGUACAAGACUCUGGAAAGGAACACAGCAUUAAGACAUGCACUGAUAAACAGGACAAUACCCAAGUGGGAAAGAAAAACUGUACAAAUCAACAACUUUGCACUUCGUCUGGAGUUAAUUGUCCCAAAAGAUUUGGAUGAAACAAAGGAGCACCCACUAUUACUGAUUCUUGACAGCACUCCUGGUGGCCAGGCUGUGAGUGACCGCUUCUCCCUCGGCUGGGACUCUGUGCUGGUCAGCUCAGACAGUAUAAUCGUGGCUCGUCUGGACGGCCGGGGCAGUGGCUUCCAGGGUCAGAGGAUCCUGCACGAGGUUCACCAGAGACUGGGAACUGUUGAUAUUCAGGACCAGAUCACGGCUCUGGAGCACCUGAUCAGGCUACCGUAUAUAGAUGGCAACAAAAUUGGAGUUUAUGGAAAGGCAUAUGGAGGAUUUCUUUCCUCUCUUCUGCUCCUCUCCUACAGCUCUAUGUUCCGCUGUGGCAUCGCUGUAGCUCCUAUAACAAACUGGAGACUCUUUGGGUCGGCCUAUGCUGAGAAAUACUUUGGCUCACCAGCAAAACCGGAUCAGAAAUACCAAAUUUCCAGUCUCCUCAGUAACAUCACAGCACCGAGUCCUCUGAACUUUCUUAUUAUCCAUGGCACAGCAGAUGCCACUGUUCAUUUCCAGCAUUCUGCUGAGCUGGUCAAACUGCUGUCUGGGUUCAAUGUUAAUUACACUCUCCAGAUUUUCCCAGAUGAAGGACACAAUAUUGCCUCAGCCAAGACCAAACACUACAUGCUGAACACCGUGCUCACCUUCUUCAAGCAGUGCUUUGUGGAAGAGCAGGUUGUUGUCCAAGGGACAUCAAAAGAAGAUGACUAACCUGAAGAAACUCCUGUGGUGACACAGUUUAGUGAAGAGUUGAGAAACUGCCAUCAUAAGCCAACAAAGAGAGGCUGUGUUUCCCUGAAGAGCACUCCAAGAGCAUUAAUGAAAACCCACGGCGUGUAAGAUAUGUAGCAUUACAGGACCAUCACCAGUUGUGAUGAUUUAUUUGUUGAAUUAAAAAAGAUGGUGGUAUUGUCGCUGUAUCCUAAUGCUUCAGAUUAUUGUUAUAGUUUGUAAUGUUUGUCUCAUGUACUGAGUACAAAUGUCAGGGAAUUAAAUAUUUUUAUUACUAUUAUUAUUAUUCACCUUUGCUGAUUGCUGUUAUCUACUGUGAAUAUUUAUAUUUAUUGCAAACAAAACAAUUAAAAUGAAUACCAGAGAUCAUAUCACAAAACUAUAUUGUGGGUGCCUUUACCUCAUAGACUUGCCAUAAUGUCUAAUUAGAUAAUUAAAGAUUAUCAGAGAUUUUAAUAGGUGAUUGAUUCAAGUCAAGUCAAACACUUGGUGGUUUCAAUCACAUUAAGGUCACUAUUAUCAGAAUCAGAAAUAUUUUAAUAAUCCCAAGGGGAAAUUAUUUAAAUUAUGUGAUUUAAAGCACAUAUGUGAGCAAUUCUUUUCAGUAAUAAUUAAAGCCGCGAUGACCAACUGUUAAGUGAUCUUUGCUGAUUCUUCUGUUAAUGAAAUCAUGUCCAGAGUGAUGUCUUUGUAUUUUAAAGUCAUUUCGAGUAUUUUCUACGCAAAGAGCUGCUUCUCCUGCUGCAACUUCAUUGUGAAGUUAUGUCAAAAUAAUUAAAAUGAAAUAAAAUGUUUUGGGCAUGUGAUGAAUGGAAGCAUGCUAGGACUAAUUGGAAACCAAACACGGUAACUCCCCCUCAACAAAAAAGACAUUUAAAGACGUCAUGAGAGCAACAUGUAAAUGAGCUGCUGUAAUGUGCGACAAAGUAUUCUCUUGAACUUAAAAACAUGGGGAUUAUUCUGUAGCAUCUUAUCAAUUAUUAAUGGGUUUAUGAAUGUUUCCGUAAGAAGGAAUACAACAUUUAACUCAAGUUCAUCUCACACAGUAUAUUUGCCUUCCCUUGAGCUCUCCAGUGCCGCCCUGUGGAGGCUUUUAGUUUUUCCCGCUGAAUGUCAAUGUCUAUUACAGACCGUGUACUUUCUGUUUAUAAAAAACAACUUAUCUGUUGUUGUUGUUAUUUUCUCUUGUUUUGUUUUUGUGUUUAACUUGUGUUCUUUACUAUUAUGGAAUAUAUGCUGGAUUUCAUAAAACCCAUCAUAUUAUAAAUUAUUUGACUAGAGAACAGGAAAGUUAUUAUAUAAUUGU